Messenger RNA from Sardina pilchardus (European sardine), 6636 nucleotides. RefSeq lists its product as uncharacterized. Gene Ontology annotation, molecular function: GTP binding; ATP binding; protein kinase activity. Bases 139 to 4701 code for a protein of 1520 amino acids. The record is from RefSeq and is a predicted model, not a curated record. Gene Ontology annotation, biological process: protein phosphorylation. NCBI's taxonomy places the organism in Eukaryota, Metazoa, Chordata, Actinopteri, Clupeiformes, Clupeidae. The transcript has 12 exons.
CAUUUACAAUCUUCAGCGCGACUUUCAACAGCGCAUCGGUAUUUUGAUGGUCAUCGGCGCAUUUGAAGGAAUCUGCUUGCACUGAGACCUGAUGAAACAGAGACCUCUAGGAGUGUGGGCUAAGUCAUCACAUUGACUAUGAGUAAUCCUCAACAAGUGGUGCGCAUCUCAAAAAGAGGUGGUGAAUUCCCCAUCUCAGACAUGAGGAUUGUGCUGCUUGGAAACAGAUAUGCUGGGAAGAGUUCAUCAGGAAACACCAUCCUGGGCAGAGAGGAUUUUAGCACCUCAGGAAGAAUAGCUGAGUGUGUGAAGAGAGAAGGAGCAACAUCAGGGAGACACAUCACUGUAGUGGAGGCACCGGGAUGGUAUUAUAACUACACUGUAGAGCAAACUCCUGAACGUGAUAAACGAGAGAUUGUUCUCAGUGUGUCCCUGUGUCCUCCAGGACCCCAUGCUCUACUCCUGCUCAUUAAUGUGAGUUGGUCAUUCACAGAGACAGACAGAAGAGCAGUGCAGCAACACAUGGAGCUGCUGGGUGAGAGAGUCUGGAGUCACACUAUAGUGCUGUUCACAUAUGGGAACAUGCUGGGAAACACAAGUAUUGAGCAGCACAUUGAGAGUGGAGGAGAGGCUCUGCAGUGGGUUGUAGAGAAAUGUGGGAACAGGUAUCAUGUUGUAGACAAUAUGAAGAGUGAUGGUGGCCAGGUGACAGAGCUGCUGGAGAAGAUUGAGGAGAUGGUGGCAGGUAACACUGGUCAUCACUUUAACUUUGAUGCAGCGAUUUUAAAAGAGCUGAAGGAGAAGAAGAAGGAAGAAGAGAGAAGAGCAGAGGAGAGGAAGAUGAAGGUACAGAAGCAGAGAAAGACUCUCAGAUCAUCAGCAGGUGGUGAUUUCCCCAUCUCAGACAUGAGGAUUGUGCUGCUGGGAAUCAGAGCUGCUGGGAAGAGUUCAUCAGGAAACACCAUCCUGGGCAGAGAGGAUUUUAGCACCUCAGGAAGAACAGCUGAGUGUGUGAAGAGAGAAGGAACAACAGCAGGGAGACACAUCACUGUAGUGGAGGCCCCAGGAUGGUGGAGGAGCUACACUGUAGAGCAAACUCCUGAACGUGAUAAACAUGAGAUUGUCCUCAGUGUGUCUCUGUGUCCUCCAGGACCCCAUGCUCUACUCCUGGUCAUUAAUGUGAAUGAGUCAUUCACAGAGACACACAAAAGAGCAGUGCAGGAACACAUGGAGCUGCUGGGUGAGAGGGUCUGGAGUCACACUAUAGUGCUGUUCACAUGGGGGGACUGGCUGGGAGACACAAGUAUUGAGCAGCACAUUGAGAGUGGAGGAGAGGCUCUGCAGUGGGUUGUAGAGAAAUGUGGGAACAGGUAUCAUGUUGUCAACAAUAAGAAGAGUGAUGGUGGCCAGGUGACAGAGCUGCUGGAGAAGAUAGAGGAGAUGGUGGCAGGUAACACUGGUCAUCACUUUAACUUUGAUGCAGCGAUUUUAAAAGAGCUGAAGGAGAAGAAGAAGGAAGAAGAGAGAAGAGCAGAGGAGAGGAAGAUGAAGGUACAGAAGCAGAGAAAGACUCUCAGAUCAUCAGCAGGUGGUGAUUUCCCCAUCUCAGACAUGAGGAUUGUGCUGCUGGGAAACAGCAGUUCUGGGAGGAGUUCAUCAGGAAACACCAUCCUGGGCAGAGAGGAGUUUAGCACCUCAGGAAGAACAGCUGAGUGUGUGAAGAGAGAAGGAGCAACAGCAGGGAGACACAUCACUGUAGUGGAGGCACCAGGAUGGUUGCACACCUACACUGUAGCGAGUACUCCUGAACGUGAUAAACGAGAGAUUGUCCUCAGUGUGUCUCUGUGUCCUCCAGGACCCCAUGCUCUACUCCUGCUCAUUGAUGUGAGUAACACAUUCACUGAGAUAUGCAGAAGAGCAGUGCAGCAACACAUGGAGCUGCUGGGGGAGAGAGUCUGGAGUCACACUAUAGUGCUGUUCACAUGGGGGGUCUGGCUGGGAGACACAAGUAUUGAGCAGCACAUUGAGAGUGAAGGUGAGGCUCUGCAGUGGGUUGUAGAGAAAUGUGGAAACAGGUAUCAUGUUGUAGACAAUAAGAAGAGUGAUGGUGGCCAGGUGACAGAGCUGCUGGAGAAGAUAGAGGAGAUGGUGGCAGGUAACACUGGUCAUCACUUUAACUCUGAUGCAGCGAUUUUAAAAGAGCUGAAGGAGAAGAAGAAGGAAGAAGAGAGAAGAGCAGAGGAGAGGAAGAUGAAGGUACAGAAGCAGAGAAAGACUCUCAGAUCAUCAGCAGGUGGUGAUUUCCCCAUCUCAGACAUGAGGAUUGUGCUGCUGGGAAACAGAAGUGAGGGGAAGAGUUCAUCAGGAAACACCAUCCUGGGCAGAGAGGAUUUUAGCACCUCAGUAAGAACAGCUGAGUGUGUGAAGAGAGAAGGAGCAACAGCAGGGAGACAUAUCACUGUAGUAGAGGCACCGGGAUGGUGGAGCAACUACACUGUAGAGCAAACUCCUGAACGUGAUAAACGAGAGAUUGUCCUCAGUGUGUCUCUGUGUCCUCCAGGACCCCAUGCUCUACUCCUGCUCAUUAAUGUGAGUAUCACAUUAACAGAGACAGACAAAAGAGCAGUGCAGCAACACAUGGAGCUGCUGGGGAAGAGAGUCUGGAGUCACACUAUAGUGCUGUUCACCAGAGGGGACUGGCUAGGAGACACAAGUAUUGAGCAGCACAUUGAGAGUGGAGGAGAGGCUCUGCAGUGGGUUGUAGAGAAAUGUGGGAACAGGUAUCAUGUUGUGAACAAUACGAAGAGUGAUGGUGGCCAGGUGACAGAGCUGCUGGAGAAGAUAGAGGAGAUGGUGGCAGGUAACACUGGUCAUCACUUUAACUUUGAUGCAGCGAUUUUAAAAGAGCUGAAGGAGAAGAAGAAGGAAGAAGAGAGAAGAGCAGAUGAGAGGAAGAUGAAGGUACAGAAGCAGAGAAAGACUCUCAGAUCAUCAGCAGGUGACCAUUUUACCAUCUCAGACAUGAGGAUUGUGCUGCUGGGAAACAGAGAGGGUGGGAAGAGUUUAUCAGGAAACACCAUCCUGGGCAGAGAGGAGUUUAGCACCUCAGGAAGAACAGCUGAGUGUGUGAAGAGAGAAGGAGCAACAGCAGGGAGACACAUCACUGUAGUGGACACACCAGGAUGGUGGAGGAACUACACUGUAGAACAAACUCCUGAACGUGAUAAACGAGAGAUUGUCCUCAGUGUGUCCCUGUGUCCUCCAGGACCCCACGCUCUACUCCUGGUCAUUGAUGUGGAUUAUGCAUGUACAGAAACACACAGAAGAGCAUUGCAGAAACAUAUUGAGCUGCUGGGUGAGAGAGUCUGGAAACACAUUAUAGUGCUGUUCACCAGAGGGGACUGGCUGGGAGAAACAACCAUUGAGCAGCACAUUGAGAGUGGAGGAGAGGCUCUGCAGUGGGUUGUAGAGAAAUGUGGGAACAGGUAUCAUGUUGUGAACAAUAUGAAGAGUGAUGGUGGCCAGGUGACAGAGCUGCUGGAGAAGAUUGAGGAGAUGGUGGCAGGGAACAUGGGCUGCUUCCAGUUGAAUCAGAGUAUGAACUCACCUCUACAACUGGGAGAACACAGACCUGAUGACCGCUCUGGGAGCAGAUCUGGACGUGUGUCUGAUCUCAUACAGCAGUUUCAGCAUGUUUCUGUGGCUGCCUCCACUCAGAGUUCUGGUUAUGGCACAGGGCACUCAAUGGAGAAGAGUGGGUCUGGAGAAAUACAAACUGUGAGAAGAAUCAAACCACAUGAAGGUGAUGAGACCUUGAGACCAGAACAUGCAAAAGGACAUGCAACUAAGGGGAAAGAGAGCCGGAAAAAGAAGCAUUAUGUGGAUGCAUCUACAAUAACUGUGGACUACAGUAAUCGCAUUGGAAGGGGAGCAUAUGGGGCAGUUUACACAGGAUCAUACCAGGAAACCCCUGCUGCUAUAAAGAUCAUCCCCAUUGAAGAUGGCUUACACAUAGCAAAUGAGUUUCUCAUACCUCUGCAUCUGUCUCACCCCCACAUUGUGCGGAUGAUGGCUGUAGCCAAAAGUGAGACACAGAUCCUCAUUGCUAACGAGUACAUUCAUGGUGCCAACUUGCAGGAGAUUCUUUACAAAAAAAACACUCCGCUCCAAUUACAGCUUGAGGAUAAGCUGUUUGUGGCUUUAGACAUUGCCAUGGCUGUUGACUACAUACAUGGAAAACAUAUCAUUCACCAAGAUCUGAAGCCAGCAAAUAUAAUGAUUGCAGCAGAUAAAAAGGCCUAUCUCACUGACUGGGGCAUGGCAGACUGCAAGGGAGCCAUCUCUAUGACAACAGGGCUUCACAGUGGUCGUCUGGGAGGAACUCCUCCCUACAUGGCCCCAGAGUGCCUCGUAGAGUGUGAGAAAUGCAGCACCAUGUCAGACAUGUGGUCUCUUGGCAUCACUCUUCUGGAGAUGUUCACCAACUCUCAACCCUGGUCAAGUAAUGACAUGCAAGAAAUCCGUAAGCUUCUUUACAAACACCAGAGUCCCCAUGCUCUUGCUAAACUACAGCCUGCUCUUGAGGACAUUGUGAAACCACUGAUUGAAUAUGAACCCCAGUUGCGCAUGAAUGCCAAAGACCUGGUGAUACUGUUGAAAUCAAAAGUGGAUCUCACCAAAAGAUAUGGGUUCAAAUGGUAAAGAAAGGAUAGUGAAAGAUCAAGAGAUAUUUUGCAGUUUUUGUAUCUUAGGUGUAAUGUACCUAAGACUAUAGGCCUAAUUCAUGUUACGUAACCAGCGGUUGAGAUUGGAUUCUGAGGUUUCAGAGAUCAUAAAAUCAGUUUCAAUGGGAAAGAGUCCAUAUGCAUCUGCCAGGUUAAAAUUCAAUCAGCUCUCAGAUUUGUGUGGUUCCUAAGCUAUCCAGGGUGUACUGUAGGCCUGUCAUUAUCACUUUGCGCAUGGCUGACCUCUUUGUAGUCAUGUUUAAAUUGUACAUUUUUUACUGUAAGUUUGAAAGAGGAAAUUUAAUUAUAUUUUGAAGUAUAUUUUUUAUAGUAGAGUUUAUCAAAAUUACUCUCCGCCAGAUCAAAUGUAUGCUGUGCUGUGAAUGUCCUGGAUUCUGUGAAUGCCAAAGACGAUAAUACACAUUUCUCAGUUCAAUCAAAUCAAACCAUAUGGAGUAUGGAGAUCAACACAGGCAAAGAAAUGGCAAAUUAAUAUUGAAUCCCAUGUAUCCGUGGCAUUUUCUAUCCCAUGACAGCAUCCAGACAUGGGAAAAUACUAAAGUGUUAGGCCCAAUUCACACCAAAGAUUCCCAGACAGAAUUGCAGCGGUGUGAAUUAAAUGUUGCACGUGGUUGCAAGCUGUCACAAUCCGUUGCAAAGCAUUCAACAUGUUUAGUCGCAGUUGCAAGUUUUUGGAACAUUGCGGCUAUUAUUAUAUACAGCAAUGGCAUAUGCAGUUGUUUUUGUACUAUUUAAGUUAUUAAUGACCUGUAUCAUAAUGACUAACCGUUGGAGAGAGGAUUUAUAAAGUACAGUUAUGUUAAACUAUUUACAUACUACCGUGAUGGCAGAGUGUAGCACCUCUUGGGAAGUGGUGAUAUGGUGCCUAAAUGUGAAGGAAAAAUAUCUUUCCUUUGUCCUUGCAAUAUUCAUUCCUGGUAAAUUCGAAACAUGCUCAUUACAGAUUAAUUCAGAAUAGUUAACAUAAACAAUUACUGUUAAUAUGGACAAUAAUAUUCUGACUAUUCACCUUAUUCAGAAUAAGACAAUAUUGUGAUUAUGAUGUUUACAUGAGUUGUUUACAGAAUAUUCCAUUCACAUUCCUGCACACCAAAGUCUGAUUAUUUCUAUCAAAGGCAAUUCUGUAAGUUUCUGUAUUUUUCAGUGAAAAUACUCCACUGGAGUAUUUCAUAAUUUGGUAAUUAAUUUGAUUGUUGCUUAAUGUGGGCAAGGCACCUAACCCCUCACUGCUCCCCGAGCGCCGCUGUAUGAAGGCAGCUCACUGCUCCGGGUUAGUGUGUGCUUCACCUCACUGUGUGCUGUGUGUGUUCACUAAUUCACGGAUGGGAUAAAUGCAGAGACCAAAUUCCUUGUGUACGCAAGUAUACAUGGCCAAUAAGCCAGAUUUUAUUUGAUUUGAUGUGAUUAUGGCUUUAUUCGGGUUAAGCCAAUCAGAAAAUGAUGUUUACAUGGCAGUGUAUUAUUCAGAGUAUCGUCUUCAUCUGGUUAAUAUUGGAAUGUUAACGUCAAUGUAAAUGGACUCACUGCCGUUAACUUCAGAGCAUGCCACUUAAUCCAUUACAGUCAUUUUUUGUAAACCCUUAGUACACAUUUUUGUAACUUAAUAAACCAAUUCAUUAAAUCAAACUAUAUUUUGUAUGGAUUACGUUUAUUCCAUAAGCUUUAUAUUGUUGAUGCAUAUAGGGCUUAAAAACAAACAUAAAAUUACAAUUUAUAUUAUUUUUACACAUCGUUGUAAAAUUAUUGUCACUGUUGGGGAUAACACUUAUUCUGUUAAAACUGACAGAAAGUGUGUUGUGCUUAUUUGUGUUAUUUUUCAACAAAUCCUUUGUGCUUUUAGGCUUUUGUAAAUGGAAUUACUUGUCUUUAAGGAUUUAUCUUCUGUUUUCCU